Molecule: messenger RNA, 1030 nt
Organism: Cynoglossus semilaevis (tongue sole)
Lineage: Eukaryota; Metazoa; Chordata; Actinopteri; Pleuronectiformes; Cynoglossidae
Gene: ccsapb
Product: centriole, cilia and spindle-associated protein b
Exons: 4
Coding region: 147-1007 (286 amino acids)
Biological process (GO): regulation of mitotic spindle assembly
Cellular component (GO): spindle; centriole; ciliary transition zone
Molecular function (GO): microtubule binding
Source: RefSeq, a predicted model, not a curated record
AAAUACCUGUGCAGUGGGCGGGUCCUCGCGUGAGCUUCUCAACGGAUGUUCAAAUGAGGUUUUGUUGUGAUUUAAACGUCAGGCCGUGGCGCUGCGAACGUUGUGGCGUUAAACCCCAGGCUUUUUAAACUACAGCUCAAUCAAAGAUGGCGUGCAGAACUAUACGUUCGGAGUACAUGAAGAAAUUCAAAGACCCAAAAUGGGAGACAUUCAGAAAGUGUUAUGAGGAGAUGCUGAUUUAUAGGAUCAGCCGCAGGAUACUUGAGCAGGCACACAUUCCCUGGUUCUGGAAUGGACAAGAUGAUAGUGACUCGGAGUCGGUGGAGAUAAAGCAAACCCCGUCUGCUGGUCAAAACCAAGUCGAGGCUGAGCAGGUGCAUUGUGGGGGGGCUAAGACUAUACCACGGUUACUUUUGCAGGAACAAGAGCAGGAGAACGAAUUGUCUGUGCGGAAAACUACAGGUUCUCCGUGUGAUGGUGAAAAAGAGACAAGAGUUCCAGAGGAGGAAGAAGAGGUCAGGGGAGAGGAAAGAAUGAGCGGAAGAGGCAGCAAAAAGUUAUCCUUUCCUAACAGAAAUAAACCUCCCGAGAGACACGCACUCCAGCAGACGCAACAGGCCACAGCUCCCACAUCUUCAAAACAUCCAUCGCACCCCCGUCAUCAUGUCAGGACUGCACCAGCCCAGCAGAACAGAGGGGACAGUAAAAAGAGCAGACACUCAUUUGCUCUGUACGCUUCCGGGCAGUUGAAUACAGAUAUCAGCGACAGAAAAACCCACAAUGUCGGCCCUGCCAUGUCAACUAAUCAGAUCCAUGAGUCAGCUCUCCGAGCCAAGACCAGGCGGCAGAUUGAGCGGCAGAUCUCUACCAAGAGGACAGAGAGACGCAAGUCAGCCAUUGGGGACAAAGGCAGGCAACUACUAAAAACUGAGUUCAACCCCUGGCUUACAGAGUACAUGCAUUGCUUCUCUGUUCACUCCCAAGUUCAGCCCAGCGAAAUUCUGUGAAGUGAAAACAGGAAAAAAAAAAA